Molecule: messenger RNA, 6952 nt
Organism: Musca domestica (house fly)
Lineage: Eukaryota; Metazoa; Arthropoda; Insecta; Diptera; Muscidae
Exons: 3
Coding region: 1-6522 (2173 amino acids)
Biological process (GO): DNA integration
Molecular function (GO): nucleic acid binding
Source: RefSeq, a predicted model, not a curated record
AUGGCGUCGAGACAUAACUUGUAUAAGCUCCAAAGCCUACUCCUUAAAGAAGUAAUUGGGAUUAAGGAAAAACUGCAAGCAGGCAUGGUUCGGAAAGCAGCCAUGGGUGACACACUACGAUCCCUGGAAAGCAAAAUGAAGGAAGCCACUACGAACCACGAAAUGCUGAGAGUGCAUGGCGAAAACACUGAUCCCUAUUUCAAAGAAAAUGUUUGGGAUCUCAUCAACUUGAACUAUGGAAAAGCAAAGGAACUCCUAGCGAGUUUGGAAGAAGAGGUCGAGCGAGAACCGCAAAGGGUAAUAAAAGAAGCAGAGCCCGAAGUGCAUGGGCUAAUGCUCGAUCAACAGUUAAAGGCCUUCCAAGAGGAAAUGCAACAACAGAUGCAACAACAAAUGCAACAAUUUAUGUUGAUGUUCGAGAAGAAUAAAAGAGAAAAUGAGGAAGAAAGACAAACCCAUAUAGAAUCAUCACCAAUGGGCAAUCAGGCGAAUAUAAAAGUAAGCGCAAUCAUCUACCAAUUCAGGAAAAAAGUAAACAAACUCGCCGAUGCCGUUGAAAGCGAUUUAGCUGGACUAUCAAAAUAUGCUUUGGAGUACAUGAAGUCAUCGUGGGAGAAGCAUAUGGAUGAAAUUAGGAAAUUGCAUCUCGAGCUCUCAACGGUGCAUGGAAUGGAAGAGGUAGAUCUCGAAUUUGAAGAAAUUGAAGAAAAGUUUGAGAGCAAAAUGCAGGAUAUGAUAAGAAGGAUAGAUGGUCUUAAAGAGGAGUCACUGGAAGUAGAACUAAAAAGAGUUCAAAUACCAUCCUUUAGUGGUCAUGUGGAAGAGUGGAGUUCAUUUCACGAUUUAUUUAAAAAGAUGAUUGAUGAAAACUCCAAAUUAUCAAAAGUUCAAAAACUGUACUACCUCAAGACAAAUCUAAAAGGAGAGGCAUUUCGCUUGGUGCAACAUCUUCAAGUGACCGAGGCAAAUUAUGAAGCAGCAUGGGAAUUACUGGAAAAAAGAUAUGGCAACAGGAGAAUUUUAUUCACUAAAUUGGUAGAUAGAAUACUGGACCAUCAAAACAUCAACAGCCUGUCAGCAAUAAGCAUAAGAAAUUUGCUGGACAAUGUAAAUGAAAGUAUUCAGGCGUUGAAAGCAAUGGAUAUUCCCCUAGAGCAAGCGGAUCCCAUUUUAGCCCGAAUAAUUAUACGGAAACUGGAUAAGGAUGGGCUUAUUCUUUAUGAGCAGAAUGUAAAGAAAUCCAAGGACAUCCAAAAACUUGAGGAUGUGAUGGACUUCCUGGAGCAGCAGUUUCAAGCCUUGGAAGCUUCAGUAGGCAGAAAACACAAUAACAUAGGACUGUACAAACUCCAAGAAAAAUCAGCAGUGGUAGCGGAAUUAAAACAAUAUCCAAAUUUCAACAGCCCGGAAAGAAUCGAUUUAGUCAUUGGAGCCGAUCUUUACUCACAAAUAUUGGAAGAAGGAGUUCGCCACGAUGAGCAAAUUGUGGGACAAAAUACGAAGUUGGGUUGGAUUUUAUCUGGAACAGUAGUAGUAAAUCCUGGAUUGAACAUAAAGAAAUCGGCAGCAACAACAACAAUUGAGAGGUUCUGGGAAAUAGAGGAAAUAGAAGAUGAAAAAACGACCGAAGAAGACGAAUACUGCCUUAAGUUAUAUGAAGACACAACACGCCGAGACAAUUCAGGAAGAUUUGUCGUGCGUUUGCCGUUAAUUGAAGAAAAAGAUUUGGGAGAUUCAUAUAAAAGAGCCAUGGCGAGGUUUAUAAACUUGGAAAAAAGAUUAGAAAAUAAUGCGGAAUUAAAGUCAGAGUACGAGAAAACAAUGAACGAGCUCAUAUCCAUGGGCCAAAUGGUAAAGGUGGAUCCAAGUAAGAAGGCUUUGUAUUAUAUGCCGCACCAAGCAGUGGUACGUGAAACAAGUCUAACCACAAAAGUUAGAGUGGUAUUUGAUGCUUCAUCGACAACUUCAAAUGGGAAGUCGCUGAAUGACAUACUUCACGUGGGACCAAGGCUUCAAAAAGAUAUAUUUGACAUUGUAACAAAGUGGAGAUCGUGGAAGUUUGUCAUCUCAGCUGAUGUGGAGAAAAUGUUUCGUCAGAUUAAAGUUGAAAAAGAAGACCAGGAAUACCAACAUGUGUUGUGGAGGAGUAAUCCGUCGGAGCCUAUCCAACAAUAUAAACUUACUACGGUAACAUAUGGCACUGCAUCAGCACCAUUUCUGGCUGUAAGAUCGCUCAUAGAAAUUGGAAAUAGGUGCCAGAAUCAAGAAAUCGCUCAGAGGAUCAAAGAAGAUUUCUACAUGGACGACCUUUUAACAGGAGCGAAUACAAAACAAGAAUGCAGGGAGGUGCAGAAGAAGAUAACGCUGCAACUGGAGGAUUAUGGGUUUCAUUUAAGAAAAUGGAUAUCAAACUCUCCUGAAGUAUUGAGUGCGGUGAAAUUGAAUGAAGAAAAUGAAGUGCUGAGAAUAGAAGAAGAUGAAUGCUUGAAAACAUUGGGAUUACAAUGGAAUCCACAGAUCGAUUGCUUUACAUUUAGUAUGCAAAUUAAAAAAGAAGACAAGUUGACAAAACGAAUAGCAUUGUCAAGACUGGCACGAAUAUUCGAUCCAUUAGGUUGGCUGACGCCAGUCACGGUAACAGCAAAACUAUUUAUACAGCAGUUAUGGAUACAACAAAUAGAAUGGGAUGUGCCAUUGGAGGAGAAAUUGAGUGGAGAUUGGCGGCAGUUUACAUACAGUCUGCCUGCUUUAGAAAAUUUAAGGAUUCCAAGAUGGUUUGGAAUAUUGGAAGACAAAACUGCACAGUUACAUGGGUUUGCAGAUGCUUCCGAGAAGGCUUAUGCAGCAGUCGUAUACCUUAAGGUAAAUUCGCAGGUGACCAUAGUGGCUGCAAAAAGUAAGGUAAAUCCAGUAAAAAAUAGGAAGACGCCUCCAAAGCUGGAACUUUGUGCAACACAUCUAUUGGCUAAACUACUACAGAAGAUCAAAGGAGUAUUGAAGUCAGCAACACCAACUUUUGCUUGGAGUGAUUCCAUGAUUUCCUUGGCAUGGAUUCACAACUCCAAAAACAAGGAUAAGUUCAUAAAAACAAGGGUGAUGGAUAUUUUGGAGAGAAUACCCGAAGCGAAAUGGGGCUACGUCAAGUCAAAGGAGAAUCCAGCAGAUAUGGGUUCAAGGGGUGUCCCACCGGAGACUUUGACAAACAAUACAUUGUGGUGGGAAGGCCCCGAAUGGCUGAAAAAAGAUGAACAAGAUUGGCCAAAAAGCAACAUAAAUCAAACAGUAGCAACAACAGUAAAGUUUUCGACUGAAAACCACUUAUAUGAAAGUAUGAUGAAGUAUUCGUCAUUUAAGAAACAGAUACGUGUAAUGGCUUAUCUACUGCGUUUUAUAAAAGGGCUAAAAAAGAAGCGAGCAGUAAAUGAGCAUUUGACGGCAAAAGAGUUGGAAGAAGCAGAGAUGGAGAUAAUAAAACUACAUCAAGAAAGAGAAUGGCCAGUGGAACUAAGGAAAUUGAAGACAUUGGGAACGGUGGAUCAUCAAAGUAAAAUAGCUUCACUACAUCCACAGUUGGAUCGAAAUGGCAUAAUGCGGGUUGGUGGAAGACUUGCUUUGUCAGAGCUGAACUAUAACCAAAAGCAUCCAAUAAUUAUUCAAAAGUCAAGAUUAGCGGGAAAUAUCAUUCGAAAUUGUCAUAUUCAAACGAUGCAUGGAGGAAAUCGACUUAUGGAAAAUAUACUAAGACGAAAAUAUUGGAUUAUUGGAGCUAAAAAUAGGAUAAAACUUUGCAUUAGGUGUUGUCCAAGAUGUACGCGCUUUAGAGGUGAAGUGCGAAAUCAAUUGAUGGGAAAUUUACCAGCUUACCGUGUCAGUAUAAAUCAACCCUUUCAACACUGUGGCAUUGAUUAUGCGGGUCCGCUACAAAUACGGUGCUCCAAAACAAGAGGAGUGAAGGCUAUGAAGGGUUACGUAGCGGUGUUCGUAUGCAUGGUAACUAAGGCGGUUCAUUUGGAAGCUGUCAGCGAACUUACAACGGAAGCAUUUCUGGCGGCGCUAAGGCGAUUUUUCGCGAGAAGAGGAAAAUCAACCGACUUAUAUUCAGACAACGGAACGAACUUCGUAGGGGCAGCAAGGCAGCUUGACAGAGACUUUUUGGAUGCCGUUAAAAACAACACGAAGUUAGCUCCCAUUUUGGAAAAUGAAAAAAUAAGUUGGCAUUUCAUUCCGCCGGCAGCUCCUCACGUUGGAGGAAUUUGGGAAGCAGCAGUGAAGUCCAUGAAAUAUCACCUAAAAAGAAUAAUUGGUGAUACGAAAUUGACUUACGAGGAGUUGAGUACGGUGCUAUCUCAGAUUGAAGCAGUAUUAAAUUCGAGGCCGCUACAUGAACUUGGAAGCGGUACAGAAUAUAUUGACACUUUAACACCUGGACAUUUCUUAAUUGGCCGUCCGAUGUUAGAAUCACCGGCGACUAUCGAUGAAGGUAACUUAGGAUGUCUUAAUAGAUGGAAACUGCUACAACGAAUUAAAAGUCAUUUUUGGAGCAGAUGGAAAGAGGAGUAUCUAACCACAUUACAAAACCGAAUGAAAUGGAAGAAACAAAAUAAUAAUGUGGAAAUAGGCAAUGUGGUGAUAUUGAAAAACGAAGAAACGCACGCGGCGCGAUGGCCACUGGCCAAGGUGGUAGAAGUCCAUCCAGGGAAGGACGGAGUUGUAAGGAUUGUGACAGUUAAAACACAAGACGGCGUGAUAAAGAGGCCAAUUAACAAAUUAUGUCCAUUGGAGCAUAUGGACGAGGAAUCUGAAGAAUUGCCCAGACAGGAAAAACAGGCGGAAAUUACACAUACUAAUAUGACAAGAUGUGAGCGAAAAAUAAGGAAACAACCAAUAACGUGGGCAAUGAUGCUGAACUUAUUUUUACUAAUAUCUACCAAGGCAUCAUCUGUACAUGAACUGAAUAGUUCGGCUGCGGUAUAUUUGGAUCCCAUGUCUCAAAUUCACAUGGUUUCCUCAUCAUGGAAUAUGGUUGUGUACUUUGAGCUGAAACCAUAUUUAGAAACAUUAGACCUGGCUUCCGAAUUGCUGAAAACAUCAAAAAGCUUAUGCCCACGACUUCAAACUUUUGAGGAGCAGUGUUGGUCCACGAUUAACAAUAUGGAACUCAAGAUUAAUAAGAUAAAGACCAACAAUCGAUUAUUCCUCAGAGAAGACAAUCGUCAAAAAAGAGGAGCUCCGUUGAAAUUUGUAGGUUCGUUUCAACACUGGGCAUUUGGGAUAAUGGACGAUGACGAUCGAGUAGCUAUGGAGAGCAAUAUGAAAAAUCUAUUAGCCAACCAAAAGGAUUUGAAGAAGUUAGCAAAACAACAGACAUCUGUAGUCGACGCUACAGUAAAUCUUUUAAGGAAAACCACAGAGGAAGUGAAUUCGCACUUUUCGGAUAUCAAAGGCAAAAUUGAGAACAUAAGUGCUACAAUGAAUGAGAAUUACUUCGUGUAUAGAGAAUCCAUACGAUUCUUUAUAAUAGCAAAACAAAUUCAUGAGCUUUUGGAAGAAUGUGACGAAGUCCAAAAAGAAGUUGUUGAUGCAUUAAUUGAUGUAAACAGCGGUAAGUUUCAUCCCGUCCUGAUAACACCCAAACAAUUACAAGCAGAGAUAGUAAAAAUACGAGAUGCUCUGCCUGAAAAAUAUGUACUGCCAGGAAAGCGUACAGGAAUGGAAUUAAAAGAGAUCUUACAUUUGAUGACGUGCCACGGAUCGUUUGUGGGGUCCCAACUGGUAAUUAAUAUAAAAAUACCGCUGUUCAAUCGGCAGUCAUCCCAGUUUUACAAAGUAAUUCCGAUACCAUUUGAAGAAGGAAAUACGAUAUUGAUAGCCCGGGUGAAUUCCCCGUACAUUGUAUAUAAUUUUGAGCUGGAUUCUUUUCAUUUCUUAACACAGCCUAUGCUGAAUGAGUGCAAAGAGACGUUGGGUAAGGAGAUAAUGUGCGAAGAGAAUUUUCCAUGGAGAGAUGCAACUACAAAUAAUUGUGAAUUAUCUCCUCUGAGACCGCACAUAAAACUAAACUGCGCCUAUGACGAAGUGGAACGAAUGCCUUAUUGGAUGCCAUUGAAACGAAAUGGCAAUUGGCUUUUUAAAACCUUUUCAAGUACAACAGCUCAUUUGCAAUGCUCUCACAAACAACAGACGAUUAUGGAACUUCCAAAGCAAGGAAUUCUCACGCUGGAUGCAGACUGUACAGCGAGGAUCGGUAAAGAUGUAAGUCCGGACGAAAAAGAAUCAAUCAAACCCCUUGGAAAUAUACUUAUCAAUCAUCAUCAAGAAAUUGACGAGCUAAAGAAAUUCGUGGACAAGUUAAAGAAAGAAAAUGUGGAAUUGCGAGGCUUGAAGUUCCAUCACAUCUCAUCACACGUAGCUUUUAUUUUAGUAAUUAUAGUAAUAAUAAUUCUAAUUAUUUUAUUUAUAAGAAGACAGAAAAAAUUAAAACGCAUAACCGAAAUUCAAUUUCCCCGAGGCCAGGAUGUCUAAAUAAAUUAUUUGCCGCCCGGGAAAAUGUUCAUAAAACUAUGAACAUGAAAGACUGCUGCAAUAAAUUAGAUCGUUAAGUGAUUUAGGCUAUAAAAUGUUUAUGUAAUUUUAACCCAACAUUCUAGAGUACUUGUAAAUGUGUGUGCAUGAAAGAUAAGAGCAUAAGGGAUGAUAACACUUCAUGCUGCUGGAGACGCAUUGAUAAUAAAGAAUAUUCUCCCAUAAAAAUGCGCUCAGCUGGGGAGUAAAUAUAGAUCACAGCAAUUGUGUGUUGCAUUAGGCCUAUGCAUAGAAUUAGAAAUGUCAAGUGUUUGUAGCCUUAAGUAGAUGCAUAAGAUUAAACCCCCCUAAGAUUUCUGUUGUGUACUAGCACUUAAGUAAUACAUUUUGUUCAAUAAAAUUAGAAUUAAACUGACAAACGAACAAACAA